Cariama cristata (Red-legged seriema) is the source of this 563-nucleotide messenger RNA. RefSeq names its product ribosomal protein L11 (gene RPL11). The coding region runs from base 23 to 526 and encodes 167 amino acids. The transcript has 5 exons. NCBI's taxonomy places the organism in Eukaryota, Metazoa, Chordata, Aves, Cariamiformes, Cariamidae. Gene Ontology annotation, biological process: translation. Gene Ontology annotation, cellular component: ribosome; cytosolic large ribosomal subunit. The record is from RefSeq and is a predicted model, not a curated record. Gene Ontology annotation, molecular function: structural constituent of ribosome; RNA binding.
CCAAGGUGAAAAGGAGAACCCCAUGCGGGAGCUGCGCAUCCGCAAGCUCUGCCUCAACAUCUGCGUUGGGGAGAGCGGGGACAGGCUCACCCGAGCGGCCAAAGUGCUGGAGCAGCUGACGGGCCAGACCCCCGUCUUCUCCAAAGCACGAUACACCGUAAGAUCCUUUGGAAUCAGGAGAAAUGAGAAGAUUGCUGUUCAUUGCACGGUUCGCGGGGCCAAAGCAGAGGAGAUUCUGGAGAAGGGGUUGAAGGUGCGAGAAUACGAGUUGAGAAAAAAUAACUUCUCGGACACUGGGAACUUUGGCUUUGGAAUCCAGGAGCACAUCGACCUGGGGAUUAAAUACGAUCCCAGUAUUGGUAUCUACGGCUUAGACUUUUAUGUGGUGCUGGGCAGGCCUGGUUUCAGCAUUGCUGACAAGAAACGCAGGACUGGCAACAUUGGAGCCAAGCACAGAAUUGGAAAGGAAGAAGCCAUGCGUUGGUUUCAGCACCAAUUUGAUGGCAUCAUCCUUCCUGGUAAAUAAGCAGUUCCUGUUACAAAAAAAGCAAAUAAAAUUUUCU